Messenger RNA from Aspergillus campestris IBT 28561, 696 nucleotides. RefSeq lists its product as uncharacterized. NCBI's taxonomy places the organism in Eukaryota, Fungi, Ascomycota, Eurotiomycetes, Eurotiales, Aspergillaceae. Bases 1 to 696 code for a protein of 231 amino acids. The transcript is spliced from 2 exons. The record is from RefSeq and is a predicted model, not a curated record.
AUGACCACUCCCGCCGUGCCCACUCAGAUGAUCAUCCUCCCGAUCAAAGCCACCGCUACGAUCGAGGACGUCUCAACACCCGACGGCCAGCUCUGGACUCAAAUACUCGAUACACUCGAGGCAUGGCCGGGCUUUCAACGGCUGUACUGGGGACGACAUGUUGAAGAGCCCGACGUGACGGAGUUGCAUGUUGUCAGAGACACCCUCCAACAACAUUACAGCCUCCUCUCGUCCCCAGAAUGGGCGCAUCUGAGCCAGAAACUCUCCAACCUCUUCACCCCCGAAUCAACAUCCCCCAGCGCCAUCACAGUCCGCCACGCCCAAAUGUCGGACUUUACGCCCUACCCGCAAGGCCUGGGAAAGGGCGCCCCCGUCACCGGAACGGCCAUCUACCUCGCCGUAGAAGACCCGGAGGACGGGUGGGAGCGCGUCUGGGCGCUAUGGACGACGCUCAUCUCGCGCGUGCGCGGCUGCUUGGGGUGCUCUGGGGGUUGGGUCGUUGAGCCCGUUGAUGGCCAUCCGAAGUGUUAUACGGUUUGGGUGGGCUGGGAGAGUGUUGAGGUGCAUGACGCUUAUCAUUAUACGAAGGACUUCUGGAAGAAGAGGGUUAUUCUGGGGUUGCAUAAUUUGGGGUGGAGGGAGUAUGGGCAUGUCGCUUUUACGGAGGGGAGGAGUAGGAGGGCGGGGAGGUUGUAA